CACACUCAAGGCCACAACGCACUCGAUCGGCAGUCGCCACCGUACACGUGAGAUCGAGAACUUUGAUCAUCGACCGCGACAUCGCCAUGGGCGGACUCUCCAUGGACCAGGCCUUCGUGCAGGCACCGGAGCAUCGCACGAAGGCGAACCUCGCCGACGCGGACGGCAUCCCGGUCGUCGACCUCUCCCCUCUCGCCGCCGGCGACAAGGCCGGCGUGGACGCCCUCGCGGCCGAGGUGGGCAGGGCGAGCCGGGACUGGGGGUUCUUCGUGGUGGUGCGCCACGGCGUGCCGGCGGAGACGGUGGCGCAGGCGCUGGAGGCGCAGAGGGCCUUCUUCGCGCUGCCGGCGGACCGGAAGGCGGCAGUGCGGAGGGACGAGGCGGCGCCGCUGGGGUACUACGAGUCGGAGCACACCAAGAACGUCAGGGACUGGAAGGAGGUGUUCGACAUCGUCCCCCGCGAGCCGCCGCCGCCUGCCGCGGUUGCCGACGGCGAGCUCGUGUUCGAGAACAAGUGGCCCGAGGACCUGCCGGGGUUCAGGCAGGCGCUCGAGGAGUACGCGGAGGCGAUGGAGGAGCUGGCGUUCAAGCUGCUGGAGCUGAUCGCCCGGAGCCUGGGCCUGAGACCGGACCGGCUGCACGGCUUCUUCAAGGACCAGACCACCUUCAUCCGGCUGAACCACUACCCGCCCUGCCCCAGCCCCGACCUCGCCCUCGGCGUCGGCCGCCACAAGGACGCCGGCGCGCUCACCAUCCUCUACCAGGACGACGUCGGCGGGCUCGACGUCCGGCGCCGGUCCGACGGCGAGUGGGUGCGCGUCAGGCCUGUCCCGGACUCCUACGUCAUCAACGUCGGCGACAUCAUCCAGGUGUGGAGCAACGACAGGUACGAGAGCGCGGAGCACAGGGUGUCGGUGAACUCGGAGAAGGAGAGGUUCUCCAUGCCCUACUUCUUCAACCCCGGGAGCGACGCCAUGGUCGAGCCGCUGGAGGAGAUGGUGAGCGACGAGAGGCCGGCCAGGUACGACGCCUACAACUGGGGCAACUUCUUCAGCACCAGGAAGAACAGCAACUUCAGGAAGCUCGACGUCGAAAACGUCCAGAUCGCACACUUCAGAAAGGACCGACCUUAAAUGAAGGACCCCUAAUGAAUUCAUGAUCCUACCGCUCUCCUUGAGAGCCUUCUUCCCAAAUGCCUAGUUUAGUCCUAAAAAGUCCCUCUCGUUUGAUAAAAAAGUUUCUAGGAGGGACUUUUUCUAGUCCCUACACAAAAAAGUCCCUGAAAACAAACACCCCCUUAGUGAUCCUAGUGCUACAAGCAUCUCCCCAUUUGUAGUAAUAUAAAUAAGUAUUGUGCAUAUUAAUAAUUACUUCCUCUUCCUCUGUUUCAAAAUAAGUGAUGAUGUGGUUUUAAUUCAAAUUUGAACGGAGGCAACUAAAAGAGAUAUUUUAGGACUGA
This is a messenger RNA of Aegilops tauschii subsp. strangulata, 1459 nucleotides long. RefSeq names its product jasmonate-induced oxygenase 2. Lineage: Eukaryota; Viridiplantae; Streptophyta; Magnoliopsida; Poales; Poaceae. The record is from RefSeq and is a predicted model, not a curated record.